AAACGUAAAAAGACGCCAAAGGAAGAUGAUAUGUCCAUUGCUGGGAGCAUCGGUGGAGGUGAACCUGAAAUUGUGCCCAAUUUCCAGGUGGAAAAGAAAUCUAAGAAGAAAUCCUGAACGGGAAAAUGGAAUGUCCACUGUGUUUGAUGGAAAGACCUAAGGACCAGUUUCCCGAUAUAAUGACGUGCCACCACCGAUCAUGUCAAGAGUGCCUUCGUCAGUACUUAAAAAUUGAAAUCACUGAAAGUCGAGUGAACAUCGCAUGUCCAGAGUGUGCGGAACAUUUCCAUCCCAAUGAUAUUCGCAUGGUAGUCAAUGAUAGUACCUUGUAUGGAAAAUAUGAAGAGUUCACAUUACGUAGAUUGUUAGUUACCGACCCUGAUGUAAGAUGGUGCCCAGCGCCAGAUUGUGGGUAUGUUUUGAUAGCCUCAGGCUGUGCAAGCUGUCCUAAAUUACACUGUGAAAGACCAGGAUGUGAAACUGAUUUUUGCUACCAUUGUAAGCAGUUAUGGCAUCCGAAUCAAACGUGUGACAUGGCACGGCAACAACGGUUAUCUAAAAACAGAACUUCUAUGAGUGCUAGACAUAGCAUCACUUCCGGGUUAGGUGAUGACAUCAAACCAUGUCCACGAUGCUCAGCAUUUAUUGUGAAAAUGGAUGAUGGAUCAUGUAAUCACAUGACUUGUGCAGUGUGCGGUGCUGAGUUUUGCUGGCUGUGUAUGAAGGAAAUAUCUGAUUUACAUUACUUGAGCCCAUCUGGAUGUACCUUCUGGGGUAAGAAGCCAUGGAGUCGUAAAAAAAAGAUUUUAUGGCAGUUAGGAACUUUAGUUGGUGCACCCGUUGGAAUAGCCCUAGUUGCUGGCAUAGCCAUCCCUGCUAUGAUUAUAGGUAUUCCUGUGUACGUUGGAAGGAAGACAGGAGAGCUGCCAAAUGUGAUUUACAGUGGAAUCGGUGUACCAAUCAUGUUAGCGUAUGUCUAUGGGGUUGUACCAAUUUCACUCUGCCGCAGCGGUGGAUGCGGAGUGACUACAAGUGAUGGUGGUGGUGUAAGAAUCGAAUUUGAUGACGAGACUGAUGUUACCGUUGGAAUCACUGGAAUAUUUACAGGUGAUGCCAGUGCUGCAGAGGUGAACUCGGCUGUAGUCAACCCCAGUAUUGGCGAGGCUAGUGUGGGUGGUCUAACCGGAGGCCUCAGUGCUAGUGGAAGUCACAUUGAUAGGGCUGGUGUUAUACGUGACAGCGAUGCAGUCAGUGAUAACGCCAGCACCAGAGCCAUUGCUGGUGCUAGUAUUACUGGUAGUCUUUCUGGAAGUGUUGUGGCUGGUCCAUCAGGUAUCGGUCAGAACAGGAUGGAAGCCCACAUUGAUAACAAUCGUAACAGCAUGAGCAGUGAAUGUGCCUCACUUGGUGAUAACACAAGUACAACUACUGGUGCUAGUAGUCAAGGAAACAUUGUGCCUACUCCAUUAGAAGUUAACGUUGAUGUUGUAAGCAAAUCUCGACAUAGCAGUGGGACUAGUAGCGUGCUAGAACCCCAACACCACAAUAUAGAAGAGAAUAAACUACAGGAGGAACGCCAAAACAGUGUGGAAUCUACAGGCAGCAAGGAAACAAGAGUACAUACAAACAGAUUAUUUAAGAAAACUAGUUUCUCAAGAAAAGGAAAUGUAACGAUUAAUGAGCACGUAAUCGAAGGCUCGCUGAGAAAGCCGUGUGGGGACAGUACGUCGAUACGUAGUUUCAGCGAUAGCAGCACAACUGGUAGUAAUUCACUCACGGAGGUUGAAAACGAUCGCCCACAAAGUGCCAUGCAACCUAACAGUAAAUCGAAGAAAAAUAAACUAAAUGCUUCUAAAGAUAAAAAAUAAAUACUUCAAAUUAACACCUGCCUGGAGUAUGCUUAAUGUACCAAUGGAUUUACAUGCCUUCACUUUCACACAAAUUCGAUGCAUGGGUUAUUAGAACAUCGCCGUCCAGUACUGCUUGUAUUGAUUGUUGUAUGAACUGUUGCUACGCGGUGAAUUUGUUGUUCAAGAUGGCGGUGUAUUCGCUUGUAUGUUGUUAACUCUUGAUGGCAGUGAUUGUUUUAAUGUCAUGUUGAGCGGCAUGUUAUAAAAAUAUUACAUCCAAAAUAUGGGCGUUAAUAUUCACCAUCGCUCAAAGAACAUAUUUACCCGUUUGUGUGUUGGGUUUAAUGUUCUUCUUUCUUGGGCACAAAUGUUAAUACAUGUAUAGUGUUGUCAUUUUCAUGAAAGUAAUUCCUUAGAGGAAGUUGGUGAGGAGGAGGGGGCGGGUGAUAUUUGAUUUGAUGGCUGUGCCUGACUGAGCAUGAUUGCUCUUAUUAAUAUUAAUUUUUUUUUGUGAGCUUAUAAAAAAUAUAUAUUUUUGUUGCUUUUGAAGUCUUUUUAGGACAGUUGACUGUUUCAUGUUUGUGGAUAAAGAUACCGGUAUUUAGCAAUUGACAAAGUCCCAUUUAUAAAAUGGCAGCUUCUGUACCCAUGUAUACCUCAGUGAUGAUUUACUGCUGGAGAGUUCCACCAAAUAUAUUUCUUGACCCGGGCAUAUGUGAUUACUGCCAGAGAUUUGAAAUAUAUCUUGCAUGUUGUUUGUAUGCAAAUUUUGUUCACGUGAUUGUGUUCUAUUGGACGCAAAUGACCGUUGUGUGCAUCUUCUUGAUAUUGAAAUUUUGCGAUUUCAGGAUUUUAUGGCAGUUACCAAAACAGGAUUUCACAAAAGUCACUAACACCAACUCACAAAAUCAUAUUACCAAUUAAUACAUGCACUUAAAUCGUUUGAGUCGUCGUGCAACGCAUGUUUGAUAUAGAACCCAUAAUGUACAUAACAUGGUUUGUUUACAUGAAAUUCAAAUGAUCGAAGUACUUCAAUUCAAUUCCUUUGAACAUGUAGAAUAUAACUCGCAGCUUAUUUUGCAAUUCAAUAAAUUUCAAAACCCAGUGAAUGUGCUCAAAAUAUCAAAAACACUGAAAUUAAACACAGCAUACAGUAUUUGUGACAACUCAGAUUGGCACUUAACUUUAGCGGUAAUCACUCAUGCCUGCCAGCCAGCAUCAGAGUAAAACAAAACAUUGUAGUAUUCAACAAUACACAUGAGAUCAAUGCAAUCGUUGACAAACAACAACCCUUAUCAUUAUCCACCCUUGAUUCUAUUUACUACUGAUAACACAAGUGGUGCAGUUUUUUUCGUUUUUUUACAAUAUUUUAGGCAGAAACCAAAGAAAAAAAGUUGUGAGCAGCACCUUUUGAAUCAAUUCAUGAACUGCCCAGCCACACAUCAUUUUUUUUGCCUAACCUGGCAUGUACAACAAUUAAUUUUUCAAUUGCACACACCUAAAAUUAAUUAUGUUGAAAACUAAGACAGCUGGUCACUAUGGUUACCAGAAUUUUGAUAUCUUUCGUUUUUUAUUGACUAUAUUUUUUACAGUUGUAUUGUGCAUCAUUUAAAGGUCCUAUAUAUGUAUCCACAGAACGAAUAUUUGAAAUAUUCUCCACCCAAC
Molecule: messenger RNA, 3515 nt
Organism: Saccoglossus kowalevskii
Lineage: Eukaryota; Metazoa; Hemichordata; Enteropneusta; Harrimaniidae
Product: E3 ubiquitin-protein ligase RNF19A-like
Biological process (GO): protein ubiquitination
Molecular function (GO): zinc ion binding; ubiquitin-protein transferase activity
Source: RefSeq, a predicted model, not a curated record